AAUAUAGGAAGCAGUAGGGCACUCUAAUUCCCCAAAAAUCAAAGCCUCUGGCGGGUUUCUUAGUUUUCAUCCCAAAUUUUUUCAAAACGCAUUUUUCUCCUCUCCUUUCCUUUCCUAAUUCCCAUUGUUCUUCCUUCCAACUCCUAAACUCCACAACACUCAAACACUUCACCACCAUAGAUUUCUUCUAACGAACCCUUUGAUUUGUGUUUCUGUUCCUAGAAUGUCUUCUCAAGAUCAAAAGCCGCUGAAGAAAGCCAAACCGGAGCUAGACGAUUCGGAUGACGGAAUGAGCCUCGGUGCCCUUUUACAAGAAAAGAGGAAGAAACUCUUAAAUGUGGGUUCUAAACUUCUCUCAAAGCCGAAGAAGGAAGAACUUCUGGGAGUUGAUGGGUUGGGAAAAUCUCCCAAAAUAGAUUCUGGGUCUGCUCCAAAGGGCUCCAAGGUUAAGAAAGAAGAGCGUUUCAACUCUGUUAAUGAUGAUUUUGACGAAAAGCCUGCUAAAAAGAGCUCUGCUGCCAAACGUGAUACGGAAUUGAAGAAAAAGAAGAAAGUGAAGGAGGAGGAGAAGAGCAAGAGCUCAAAGGAGUUGGAGAGCCUGAAAAAAGAGAGAAAGCAAAAGAAGGUAUAUGAUUUGCCUGGUCAGAAGCGAGAUCCUCCAGAAGAGAGAGACCCGCUGAGAAUUUUCUAUGAAUCACUCCACAAGCAACUUCCCCACAGUGAAAUGGCACAGUUUUGGAUGAUGGAGUCUGGUUUGUUAUCCAAAGAAGAAGCAAAGGAAGUUUUUGAAAAGAAGCAGAAAAAGGCACCAUUGCAAAAACUGAGUUCCCCAAUGAAGACUGUGAGUGCUGUAAAGAGCGUUACCAAGACCGCCGUUGUCAAGAAAACUGUCCAAUCUUCUCCGCUCUCUUCAAAUAGAACGACGAAAGUGGACUCUAAAGUCGUUAUGAAAUCGUCGAAGAAGCGCAAGUCCAAAGAUGACAGUUCUGAAGAUGAUUCAGACGACGACUUUUUUAUCAGUCAAAGUAUAAAAAAGAAGGCAAGAGCAGCCUAAUUCAAGUGUAAAUGGACAAUCCCUUCUAUUCAGAAGCUUAUUUUUAAUUUCUGAUUAGUUCCAAAACAUUGCAUCAACGUUUUAAUGAUAUUGACACUCAUCUGGUCAUUUUUCUCCCCCAA
Cucumis melo (muskmelon) is the source of this 1176-nucleotide messenger RNA. RefSeq lists its product as uncharacterized. The record is from RefSeq and is a predicted model, not a curated record. NCBI's taxonomy places the organism in Eukaryota, Viridiplantae, Streptophyta, Magnoliopsida, Cucurbitales, Cucurbitaceae. The transcript has 4 exons. The coding region runs from base 224 to 1054 and encodes 276 amino acids.